Colius striatus (speckled mousebird) is the source of this 2258-nucleotide messenger RNA. It is a transcript of the gene PIP5K1A, whose product is annotated as phosphatidylinositol-4-phosphate 5-kinase type 1 alpha. The coding region runs from base 53 to 1795 and encodes 580 amino acids. The record is from RefSeq and is a predicted model, not a curated record. The transcript has 16 exons. Gene Ontology annotation, biological process: phosphatidylinositol metabolic process. NCBI's taxonomy places the organism in Eukaryota, Metazoa, Chordata, Aves, Coliiformes, Coliidae. Gene Ontology annotation, molecular function: phosphatidylinositol kinase activity.
CGCGCGGGCGCCUGAGGAGGGAGCGCGGGAGGGAGGGAGCGCGCGCUCCAAGAUGGCGGCGGCGGGGCCCGAGUCGGGCGGCAGCAGCGGCAGCAGCGGAGGCCUGGCGGGAUCAUCUACAUUCAAGAAAUCACUCACCCCUGAGAUGCCAGGGGGUUCUGGGCAGCCAGGCUCACAGACGAUAAAGAAGGGGCACAGAGGAGUGGACUCCACUGGUGAGACGACCUACAAAAAGACGACAUCAUCUGCCUUGAAAGGUGCCAUUCAGCUGGGCAUUACACACACUGUGGGCAGCUUGAGCACCAAACCUGAAAGAGAUGUUCUCAUGCAAGAUUUCUACGUGGUAGAAAGUAUUUUCUUCCCAAGUGAGGGGAGUAACCUGACCCCAGCUCAUCACUACAACGACUUUCGGUUCAAGACUUACGCCCCGGUGGCCUUUCGCUAUUUCCGGGAGCUCUUUGGGAUCCGGCCGGACGAUUACCUGUACUCGCUCUGCAACGAGCCCCUCAUUGAACUGUCCAACUCUGGGGCCAGUGGGUCCCUCUUCUACGUGUCCAGCGACGACGAGUUCAUCAUCAAAACGGUUCAGCACAAAGAGGCUGAGUUCCUACAGAAGCUGCUGCCUGGCUACUACAUGAAUCUGAACCAGAACCCAAGGACGCUGCUGCCAAAGUUUUAUGGAUUAUACUGUGUCCAGGCUGGAGGCAAAAACAUCCGAAUCGUGGUGAUGAACAACCUGCUGCCUCGCUCCGUCAAAAUGCACCUCAAGUACGACCUGAAGGGCUCCACCUACAAACGCAGGGCGUCCCAGAAGGAGAGGGAGAAGGUCUUCCCCACCUACAAGGACUUGGAUUUUAUGCAGGACAUCCCUGAUGGCCUCUUCUUAGACUCUGACAUGUAUAAUGCUCUGUGCAAAACGUUACAGAGAGACUGUUUGGUCCUGCAGAGCUUUAAAAUCAUGGACUACAGUUUGCUGGUGGCCAUCCACAACAUGGACCUGGCUCAGAGGGAGCACGCGAUGGCCGACGGGACGUCCCAGGCCGACACGCGCCGGCCCGCGGCACAGAAGGCGCUUUACUCCACGGCCAUGGAGUCCAUCCAGGGAGGGGCCCGAAGGGGGGGCACCAUAGAAACAGAUGACCAGAUGGGAGGCAUCCCUGCCCGCAAUGCCAAGGGGGAGAGGCUGCUGCUCUACGUUGGCAUCAUCGAUGUGUUGCAGUCCUACAGAUUUGUCAAGAAGCUGGAGCACUCUUGGAAGGCCCUUGUACAUGAUGGGGACACCGUGUCUGUGCACAGACCCAGCUUCUACGCCGAGAGGUUCCAACGGUUCAUGUGCAACACAGUGUUCAAGAAAAUACCAUUAAAGCCUUCCCCCUCGAAGAAGAGCCGGUGUGGCACGGUGGUGCCGCGGCGGAGCUGCCAGGGAGUGCCCUCCCAGCUACACGUGUCCUGCGAGACAAAAGCACAAGUAACGACAGAGGCAGAUGUGGAGCAAGGUUCCCACCUUGGUCGCCCAGAUCUCCUGCCCAGGACCCUGCCAGUAGACGAAGCCAACAGCGACUCCAUUGCAACCACCCUGUCCACGUCCUCCCUGGGCAGCGGAGGCCUCAACUCGCCUGCCAACAGGUCAGUGGGCGUGCAAGUGCAUAAAGCUGACAGCUCAGCAAAGGAUUUGACUAGAACAGCUCCUGGCAUCUUCCUGUCUAGUGGCUCCCCAGGACCCUCCCUCCCUGAGCACUCUGCAGAGCUGAGAGAGCAGCUGGAAGACCUGCAAGAGACAGAGAUCAGCUUUUGAGGCAAGACCGAGGCCGCCGCCACGGCAGCGGGUUGUCCGUGCUCUGUGCAGUCUGACAAACAUUCAGCCCCUGUUGCUGCUUUCUUUGGAGUUUUAUUUUUGUUUAUUUUUUUAAAAACCAAUCUUAUCUGGGCAGAAACCUAAAAGCUGGGAGGCUGGGCUGUGCUCAGGGGGAGUGUCAACAAAGACUCACCGGCACAGCCGAGCUUCAGGCACCCAAAGCCUCCCUCAGAGUUGGCCCCGCUGUCCUCCCUCCUCUGCAGCCUGACAGGGGCAAAGCCAGGAGGAGGAACUGGAGGGCUCUGGAGAAGGGAUCUGCCUGGCAGGGAGCUGGCUGCUGGCAGUGGUGGCACCACAGAGCUGGUGAGAAGGGGCCGGCUGGCAGAGCAGUUCGUGGCAGAGCAACGUGGGUUUAGUUGUUGUUCUCAGCAAGUUUUGCAUGUAAAGGUUUCUCUGGAUUCAG